Molecule: messenger RNA, 534 nt
Organism: Wallemia mellicola CBS 633.66
Lineage: Eukaryota; Fungi; Basidiomycota; Wallemiomycetes; Wallemiales; Wallemiaceae
Exons: 3
Coding region: 1-534 (177 amino acids)
Source: RefSeq, a predicted model, not a curated record
AUGGGUCGUCGUACUUUACAAUCCACAGAUGAUUUGCUCCAGUCUAAGUUGAAGUCUAUUCUCAAUCAUUCUAUCUCUAAUCACGUAGAUGCUAACAAGUCACUUAAAUCCUACACCAACUUCGUUCAAAAUCUCGAUAUUAAUGAUAAGAAGACUCGGGCGAUAGUAGACGAUCUGAUUAAGCACACACUUCAGUUAUCAUCAUCACCUGCAAGAUCACGAACUAGCAUUUUGCCCUUCUUACGCGCUGAAAACUCACCAUAUCCCAGUGAGGAGGUCUACACCGGAGAUGACUAUCCGUUUAUGGAAGUAUUCGAAACGCGAGGCGAGCAGGCUCACCUCUCACACACGCGCUCAUCUCUUAGCAGACACCCUCAUUCUCGUCUAGGUCGUGGUCGUCCUAUCAGAACUUCUAGCACUCGUUUUGAGGAGAAUCUAGAUGAGAUUGAUGAUUUUAUCUCCCAACAUAAUGAGAGUAACAAUAGGAAUAUCCGUCGGAGGACUUCCGAACAGCUGCUCACUAGCAAUUCGUAA